This is a messenger RNA of Neltuma alba, 630 nucleotides long. RefSeq lists its product as uncharacterized. Bases 121 to 351 code for a protein of 76 amino acids. Gene Ontology annotation, biological process: mitochondrial respiratory chain complex IV assembly. Gene Ontology annotation, cellular component: mitochondrion. The transcript has 2 exons. Lineage: Eukaryota; Viridiplantae; Streptophyta; Magnoliopsida; Fabales; Fabaceae. The record is from RefSeq and is a predicted model, not a curated record.
UUUGUCGGUCAAUCGAUUUGCAGAUUGCGGAGGGUUUUAGGUUUGAGUCUUACGCCCUUUUUCUUCUUCACUGGUGAUUUCUGACGGAAUUGGAUUUUCCGAUUUUUCAAAGAAUUUAAGAUGUCUUCACUUGGCACAUCAAAGGGAAUCCUGGAGAUUGCUAAGUUUGGUAUCUACGUGUCGGUUCCCAUCGUUCUUAUGUACGCUUUUGCCAAUAAUUCGAAGAACCUCCAGAGAUUCAUGGGCAAUCGGUCUUAUAUCGAAUAUCCGCCGGAGGCACCUAGGCCUCCGUCACCUGAGGAGCUCAGGGAGAUGGCACGGGAGCUGGCUCGGAAAUCAAACAAUCGGUGAUGCUCUCUUUGACUGGAGUUGCUGCAGUGGUUACGCACUCGUACUUCUGUUUAUACUGUUUCGUAUGCUAUGUACAAUGACAUGAUGAUCGAUGAUAAAUCUAAAUAAGAUGGAAUGUAUUUGGAAAAUGAGUUCUGUUAGGACAUAUUUGGUACCAGAAACAGGGAAGAAAAGUAGAGGGAUAGAGGGGAAAGAUGUUACAAUAUUGUUAUUAUUAUAACAAUGGCCUUAUAUUAUUAAUCUUUCAAAGGCGUAUAUAAGGGUUACUUUUUAAAUUCA